Messenger RNA from Setaria italica (foxtail millet), 4461 nucleotides. Its product is annotated as mediator of RNA polymerase II transcription subunit 33A. The transcript is spliced from 12 exons. Gene Ontology annotation, biological process: regulation of phenylpropanoid metabolic process. The coding region runs from base 126 to 4142 and encodes 1338 amino acids. Gene Ontology annotation, cellular component: mediator complex. NCBI's taxonomy places the organism in Eukaryota, Viridiplantae, Streptophyta, Magnoliopsida, Poales, Poaceae. The record is from RefSeq and is a predicted model, not a curated record.
CAGCGGCAGAUACCACCGCACCACUCCCGGGCUCGCUGUCUAACCGCGGCCCUCCACGCGACGGCGAGCGCGGCGCGAGGAGCACCACCACCCGCCGCCACCGGCGGGGGCCCACGCCGGCGAACAUGGCGAUGUCGGCGCCGCCGCCGGCCCCGUCCCCCUCCUCCUCCUCCUCGGCGUGGCUCGAGUGGGCCGCGGAGUACACCAAGGCGGCGCAGGCCGAGUCCCGCCCGCCGCCGGAGUGGGCGGCGCGGGUGGCGGCUGCGGCGGCGGCCGGCGCAGCGGGGGAGAGUACGGACGUGCCCUGGUCCGCGGGGCUCGCGGAGGUGCUGGCGCAGCCGCUGCUCUCCGGCGUCGGCGGCGGGGGCGGCGCGCCCGCCGCCGCCGCCGCAUGGAAGUACGCCGAGGCCGCGCUCGCCUCGCGGCUCGCGUCCCCGGCGCUCCUCCUCGCGCUCCUCUCCACCAGGGUCAUUCCUCACCGGUUUUCCAGGCCAAUGGAGUACAGACUCUACUUGGAGCUCUUGAAAAGACAUGGGUUCAACUUCCAUUAUCAGAUGAAAGCGGCAAAUUUCAGAAAGAUCAUGGAUUUAAUAGACGGAAACCUUAGUCUUUCCAAGAUAUUUGGCGUUUCUACAUGUCAUCCAGGGGUUUUUGUUGUGCAUUUUGUUCUCUGUAUUUUAUGGCAGUUGGUUGAUGUUGUUUUGGAUGAUGAGGGCCUGUUAGAGUUAACUCCAGAGAAGAAAGCUCAAUGGCCAACCAGGCCCGAGGACAUGAGCACAUUUGAGGGAACUUUUACUGAACAAAGAACUGAGAAGAUCGAGAAGUUACAGAAGAUGAACACUCUGACAACUGUGGAGCUCAUUGAGCAUCUUCUUCGUGAUAAAGUAAUUACUCGUAUCCUAUCAUUGGCACGCGAAAACAUGCACUCUCACUGGGGGACAUUUACUAGCCGGUUGCAUUUGCUUGCAACAAACUCAUCUACCUUACAAAAUUCAGCAAUAUCCUUGGAACCAUUUCAGCAGUUGAUUCUUGGUGAUUGCAAUGUAUAUGGAGAAAUUAAACAUAAUAUGCGUAAAAGGUUCCACCCAAUAUUGGCUUCUAACCCUCUAUCUUCACCAAAUGGGCGAUGCCUUGGUGCGAGCUAUUCUGCACAAUGGAUUCCUAUCGAUUUGUAUCUUGAAGAUUGCCUUGAUGGUUCAAUUGCUGCAACAAAUUCCAUUGAGAUUUUAAGUGGUUUGGUCAAGGCUCUUCAAUCAGUCAAUAGAUCAACUUGGCAUGAUGCUUUCUUGGCCCUUUGGGUGGCUUCACUUCGCCUUGUACAAAGGGAAAGAGAACCGAUUGAAGGUCCUGUACCUCACCUAGACACACGACUAUGCAUGUUGUUGUCUAUCACAACACUUGUGGUUGCUGACAUAAUUGGGGAAGCAGAUUCACUUUGCAAUGAAAAAGAACUCAACAGUCAUGCAAAAGAAAAGAAAUCAAUUGGUAAUCUACGGGACGAAUUGAUGCUAAGCUUGCAGAUACUUGGUGAUUAUGAAAGUUUGCUUGCUCCUCCUCCAUGUGUCAUCCAAGCAGCCAACCAUGCUGCUACCAAAGCUGCAAUGUUCAUUUCAGGAAUCAGUAUUAAUAAUGGCUACAUUGAAAAUGUCAAUGGGAUGAAUUAUGCUGGAAAUAUGCGACAUUUGAUUGUGGAGUCAUGUAUCUCAAGGAAUUUGUUGGAUACGUCAGCUUACUAUUGGCCUGGUUAUAUCAGUAAUCAUGUCAACUCCGUUUCUCAUACACUCCCUAGUCAACUUGCUGGGUGGUCAUCUUUCAUGAAGGGUGCGCCAUUGACUCAGUCGCUGGUUAAUAUGUUGGCAUCAACUCCCGCUCCCAGCUUGGCAGAGGUCGAAAAGUUAUUUGAAGUUGCAGUUAAUGGAUCAGAUGACGAUAACGUUUCUGCUGCCUCUGUUUUAUGUGGAGCCACUCUUCUACGUGGUUGGAAUUUUCAGGAGCAUACAGUUCGGUUAGUUGUUAAACUGCUUUCACCGUCUGAUCCAAAUGAUUAUUCUGGAAGAGAGAGCCAAUUGAUAAAGCUUGGUCCAAUGCUCAAUGUUAUUCUUUCAGGAAUAUCAGCUGUGGACUACGCUCCAAUAUUCUCAUUCCAUGGAUUGAUUCCAGAGCUUGCUGCUGCUCUUAUGGCAAUAUGUGAAGUUUUUGGAUGUCUUUCUCCUAGUGUUUCCUGGACUCUGAGAACAGGAGAGGAAAUAUCUGCUCACACAGUCUUCUCAACUGCAUUCAUUCUUCUGUUGAGACUCUGGAAGUUUAACCAUCCACCACUUGAGUAUUGUGUAAUGGGAGAUGGUGCUCCAGUUGGCUCACAGCUAACUCCUGAGUAUCUUCUGCUGUUGCGAAAUUCCCAGGUUUUAUCAUCCAGCAGUUUGGCAAAGCAACGAAAUGGACAAAGGCAACUACAAAUUCCUACUUCACACCCAUCAUGCGAGCAUCCUAUUUUUAUGGAUUCGUUUCCAAAGUUGAAGUUAUGGUAUCGGCAGCACCAAGCUUGUCUGGCCUCAACUCUCUCUGGACUUGCUCAUGGGACACCUGUACGUAACAAUGUGGAUAGCCUUCUCAAUCUGAUGUUCAGAAAGGCCAAUAAAGGAGGCACAUCUAUAGGUUCUUUAUCUGGAAGUAGCAGCAUAAGUAACUCCUCUGGUCCUGGUGGUGAUGAUUCACAUCUUUGGCCUCAGUUGCCUGCUUGGGAGAUACUGGAAGCUGUUCCAUUUGUGGUUGAUGCUGCUCUUACUGCUUGUUCCCAUGGAAGACUAUUUCCACGUGAACUGGCUACAGGCCUGAAGGAUCUGGCUGAUUUCCUGCCUGCAUCUCUUGCUACAAUAGUAAGCUACUUUUCAGCUGAGGUAACUCGGGGUGUUUGGAAGCCAGCAUUCAUGAAUGGAUCAGAUUGGCCUAGCCCCUCUGUGAAUCUAUCCAUGGUCGAAGAGCACAUCAAGAAAAUUGUAGCCACUACCGGUGUUGAUGUUCCAAGGCUAGUUGCAGGAGGAAGCUCUUCGGGUACACUUCCAUUGCCAUUGGCCGCUUUUGUGAGCCUCACAAUCACAUACAAGCUUGACAAGGCAUCAGAGCGUUUCCUAAACCUUGCUGGCCCAGCUCUAGAGAACCUCGCCGCAAGCUGCCCAUGGCCAAGCAUGGCUAUUGUUGCAGCACUGUGGACCCAGAAGGUGAAGCGGUGGAGCGAUUUCCUAAUAUUUUCAGCUUCACGCACGGUGUUCCACCACAACAACGAUGCGGUUGUCCAGCUCCUCCGAAGCUGCUUUGCUGCUACCCUUGGUAUGUCAUCCACAUCGGUAUGCGGCUGUAGUGGUGUCGCCAGCCUUCUGGGUCACGGAUACUGCCCUGGUGGUUUCUCACCGGUUGCGCCAGGAAUCCUCUACCUCCGGAUAUUCCGGUGCAUCAAGGACUGUUCCAUACUCGCCGAAGACAUACUCAACCUCCUGAUGCUCUCAGUGAAGGAUAUCGCUGAAACAACCGUGCCCAAACAACGGUCAGACAAACUGAAGAAGACCAAGUACGGGAUGAGGCAUGGCCAGGUUUCUCUUUCCGCUGCAAUGACGCAGGUGAAGGUAGCGGCAUCACUGGGGGCGACGCUGGUCUGGCUGUCCGGCGGCACAGCCCUCGUCCAGUCCUUGAUCCAGGAGAUGCUCCCCUCGUGGUUCCUGUCCGUGCAGGACCUGGACAAGGGUGGGGCCAGUGGAGGCAUGGUGUACAAGCUGGGCGGCCACGCGCUGGCCUACCUCGCGGUGUACUCGGGGAUGUUCGCCUGGGGCAUCGACCCCACGCCGGUGUCCCGGCGCCGUGAGAGGGUCACGCGGUCGCACCUGCAGUUCCUGGCGAGUGCGCUGGACGGCAAGAUCUCCCUGGGCUGCGACCCCUCCCUGUGGCGCGCCUACGUCGCUGGGUUCCUGGGUCUGGUGGUGGAGUGCACCCCGUGCUGGGUGCAGGAGGUGGACCUGCCGGUGCUCAAGCGUCUGAGCAGCGGGCUACGGCAGUGGGGCGAGGACGAGCUCGCCGUGGCGCUCCUCCGACGCGCCGGGCCAGAGGCGAUGGGCACCGCCGCCGAGCUGAUCCUGGGCAGCGAGUGGUGACGCCGAUGCGCGCGCGGGGCUGGCGAGCCGCUGCCGCCGUCUGUACAUAAUCUGACAAUGUGUAUGUGCAAUGGGUGUGUUGAUUGAUUUUACGGUAAAACUGUUAGACGCUUUGUUCUCGUUAAUACUAGCCUCUGCUAAGUGCUAACCGCCACAUAUCUGUUUUUGAGCCAAUCAUCUUAAACGAAAGCUGUUUUUGAGCCAAUCACCUUGUAACGAAAGCCAUUUAGAAAAACAAACUAAAACCUUUUGAGGACUUUGCUCUUGGGGACUGUUUUCAAGUUCUUGAGAAAGAAGCUAUAUAAAUUAAAGUUUUGAA